Molecule: messenger RNA, 1162 nt
Organism: Juglans microcarpa x Juglans regia
Lineage: Eukaryota; Viridiplantae; Streptophyta; Magnoliopsida; Fagales; Juglandaceae
Product: LOB domain-containing protein 4
Exons: 2
Coding region: 255-773 (172 amino acids)
Source: RefSeq, a predicted model, not a curated record
CCCUCCUCUCUUUUCUCCAUCACACACACACUCUCUCUCUCUCUCUCUCUCUUUCCCUUGCUACUUUAUUUGUUUUUUCUUCUUCUUCUUCCUUACACUUUGUCACGACCUCUCUCUGUCUUUUGUCUCUCACCUUCUAUAUAGAUAGACCAUUGUCUUUUGCUUUUAGGCAAAGUGUGCCCUAUAAAACUAAGGGUAAGUUGUCCUAAACAGUUGAGACUGUUGGGGACGUACAGUACUUGGACACAAAUACUAUGAAGGAGAGUGGCAGGAAACAAGGUGCCCCUUCACCAUGCGCAGCCUGCAAACUUCUUAGGAGAAGGUGUGCUCAGGAUUGUGUUUUCGCCCCUUAUUUCCCAGCAGAUGAGCCCCAGAAGUUUGCUAACGUCCACAAGGUUUUUGGUGCCAGCAAUGUCAACAAAAUGUUACAGGAAUUGCCGGUGCACCAGAGAGGAGAUGCCGUUAGUAGCAUGGUUUAUGAAGCAAAUGCCAGGGUGCGUGACCCUGUUUAUGGUUGCGUUGGUGCCAUAUCCUCACUGCAGCAACAGAUUGAUGCGCUCCAGACCCAACUGGCUCUGGCUCAGGCUGAGGUGGUGCACCUCCGGGUGAGGCAGACCGCGUCAGUGUCCCCCCACGGGCUCGGCCACCCCGGUAGCCCAAGCAGUAGCGGCUCCCCUUCAUCUAGGCUCAUGCGUUCACAAGCCAAGCCUAUUUUUGACAUGGACAUGAUGGUGGAUCAGACUAGCUUGGGAGAAUCAUUGUGGUCAUGCUAGUACCCUAAUUCUAGAGGGCAAUCCUAGCUACUCUAUAUCUAAAUUAAUUUUUGUCCCCCACAAAAAUUUUAUUUUCAUCUAUAUAUCCUUUAGUAUACCUUUGCUUGGUAGAAGUAACGGCGGUGGCGGUGCUGGCGGUGGCGGUGAAAGGAGCAGUGGCGGAGGCCGUUCGCCCGCUUUGGUUUGAAACCAUAUUUUAUCGGUUAACUUGUAUAUGUUAUAGUAUAAACAUGAUUUUGAUGUGUAUCUAUAUGUUGUGGUCAGCAAAGAUAUAGUGCUAGGUUCCAUGAGGAGUUGCGAUGAACAGAGUAUUAUUGCAUGGAUGGUCCAUGUAUUCUAAGUGAUGACUUGAUUAUUAAUAGCAAGUGAGCAUUAAUGGGUUGCAUUUA